Messenger RNA from Entrophospora candida, 603 nucleotides. The record is from the annotation of a GenBank genome assembly. Lineage: Eukaryota; Fungi; Glomeromycota; Glomeromycetes; Entrophosporales; Entrophosporaceae.
AUGCCAGAAUAUCUCAGAAGGCAUGCCUUCAGAAACAUCGCUGACGUUGAGUUCGAAUUUGAUGACGAAAUCGGGUUUAACUCCAUAUUUUUCUACAACACAUUCGAUAGAGGUGGGUUUGCAGGACAUGAAAACGAGUGGGUGACGGUACGCAACCAGAAGGUAGUAGAGUAUGGAAAGGAGUAUAGCGAUGAUCAAUUGAACUACGUUCUCGAAACUAUGCCUGACGCUAUCCAACUCCCGGUUGAUCAGGAACGUCUGCCACGUAAUGCUCCAGGAUCCAUCUUGCCACAUCAUGUUAAAAGGAUACUUGGGAGGAAGGGGUGGAGUACAAUCUCAAAACGAGCUGGGGAUUAUGGAGCACCUGCAGGACAAGUUUGUGCGUCUGAGAUGUUUGAGGUGUCCAUUGGGGAUGAUAAUAAUUGGAGCAAGUGGUUUCAAGCCAAAAUUUUACUCUGGAAAUAUGACUCCGGUAAUCAAGUUAAAUAUGCCCUUGUUGGUAAUGAUGUAACAGAUAAACUAGCGUAUGUUCAUGAACCAGGGAAUCCGUUAAAGUUUUUAGAUGAGACCAGACUCACUACAUUUUUGUUAACCUCUAGUUAA